Messenger RNA from Drosophila innubila, 1959 nucleotides. RefSeq lists its product as uncharacterized. The transcript has 5 exons. NCBI's taxonomy places the organism in Eukaryota, Metazoa, Arthropoda, Insecta, Diptera, Drosophilidae. The record is from RefSeq and is a predicted model, not a curated record. The coding region runs from base 119 to 1927 and encodes 602 amino acids.
AAUAAAUAAAUUGUGUUGUUGUAGCCAAAAUUUGACGUAUUUAAAUUGAAUUAAGUUAAAUACAAAUUAAUUGAUCAUAAAUUGAUAGCAAACCAAUUUGGAAAUAUUGCUCAGCAAAAUGUCGAGAAUGUCCAGCGAGAACAUUGUGAGAAGGACCGCAAUACUUGGAGCACUGCAGCCGGAUUUGAAGCCAUGGCAACGCAUCGAUUGGUCGCUCUAUAUACAGUCAAGGAUCUUUCGGGAUUGGGGACAGUAUUACACCCAUCGUCUGGUCAACAAGAAGGCAUUGCAGUCCUUUGCCAACGCAUUGCAGGCAUGCAGGGGAUUAGCGGAUGAGGCCAGCAGCCUAAGCUUUUCACGUUUCGGUGCAUCGCAUGUGCCGUCUAAUAACUGGGUCCAUGAGGCAUACACAACGUUCGAUAAUCGCAGCAAGUGUUUCAGGGACAUUGCACAGGGUGAGGCUGCCUACAAGGACUCACAGCAGGCCCAGAAGUUAGUGGAGCGCGAGGGUUUCUACAAUUCCAGCAUCAUACUCGCCAAAUGCGAUGCCCUUUUCGAUUGCAAUCAGUUUGAGGACAAUCUCCAUCUGCUUCACACGGAGGCGCGCAAAUUCCAGGGACAAUCCAUUCAGCAUCGCUUUAAUCAGCACAAAAAUCGUACCCUCGCCGUGCUGGAGGAGAGUCUUGGCAGUAGCCUAAAUCCCUUUCUGCUGGAGAAUUGGCCAUUCAUAACGGAUUCAGCACGACAACGUCGCAAAUCUGUCGCCUUCAUGCCACGUCCGCUGUGGCAAAAGCUGCAGGAGCAUGAGGAGUGCGAUGUCGAGAGUCUUGUCUACAAGAAGAAGGAAUCGCUACCUCCGAUGGAACGGGCUCGUCGCAGGGUCGCCGAGAGUGUCUACAAUCAUCAUUAUAUGGGCAAAAGUGCCACCGAUGUGGUCAUGUUGCGUCAACUGCGAGAUGACAAGAACUUUCUGCCUCCUUACUAUCCGGAAUCGACAUUCAAUAUGUCCGAGUAUAGCGCCGAGCAGUACACGAUUGUCAGAAAGUUUAUGAAAAUGAUGCACGCUCGCAGCCCACUGUAUCCGAUCUCGGAGCAGCAAAAUCGAGAGAAAUAUCUAUUUGGUGUUGAGUAUCAAACCCGUCGGGAUUGCUUUCGCAUAUUAAGUAAGGUGCGAAGACUUCGUCGGGAUGGCGAUAUCGAUCAACUUACCGAUUACGUGGAGAAUGCUAUGUCCACGGAAAUUGAACACAAAACGCAACGGACGCUGCCUUGGAAAUAUGAGUUUAUUAGCGAAAUCUACAAUAUUUUGGCCUUAGCCCAUAUCGAUAAGCGAGGCGUGCCGAUGAAUAUCGAUUUUCUGGAUCUGAACAAUUUUGGCAUACUCUAUUUGUUACCAGAGGAUCGGCUGAGAGAGUUAUCCAAUGAAUUUGGUGGUCCCAAUAUAUACGCUGAGAUUGACAAGGAUGAUGAACGUAUCGCUCGUAUCAAUGUAAAGGUCGGAAAACUUGAGGAACGUCUUCUGCACUCACGUUAUGGGAUUGAAAGGGCCUAUUUGUUGUUCGAGAUCGCUCGUACUCACUUUAACUUGGCACGAUUUGGUAAAUGCACGACAAUGGCACGCAAAGCGGUAAAGGAGGCACGCAACUGCAGGAGCAACAUUUGGCGCUUCAAUAGCACAUUUCUGAUCUGUCAGGUGCAUGCAGCCUUCAAUCGCUUUGAACGCUUGAAGGAGUCACUCAUCCGAGCGAAACGUUUAGCACAGAGACUAAACAAUCCGAAGCUGGUGGCCUAUUUGUCGCUCUGUCAAGCGGUUAACGAUUAUGAAUUGGAUUAUCAUCGCAAGCGGCAACCGGAAUUCAAUUGGCGGCGUCAACGUAAACGCAAGGAAAGCAUUUCCCAGAGCUUAUUGCAGUCGGAUACUGUUUAAAAUGCAGUUGCAGCAGCAACAGUUGCAGUUGC